GAACGAAGCUGGAGGGAGUGGAAGCACACUAGAGUUGCCAGACGAGUUUCUGCCGAGGCAGGACGAGCUCACUUUCAAGUCUCUCUUUCUCUCCGACGAGAGGCUUCGUUCGCUUCGUCUCUGUGUACUUGCAAGAAGAUUGUUUCACACGAGAGACAGCAGUGAUACAGAAGUGCAGUGCGGAGAAAUUGACAUUUACUCAUUUAUUCGAGCGUACGAUUCGUAUCGAUAUUUGAUUGGUUCAGAUCAGAUUGUUUGUAGAAAUAUCAUACUUGAUAUUGCGGAUCAAUGGUGUGUAUGAAAAGUGAAAGUUUAUGAGAGAAACAAGUGCGUAUUAUCAAGGAAAAGGGAAUUGCAGUUUGCGUUAAAAAUGAAUAAACUGUGAAUGUAUAGAAUUCGAUGACAGUGAAAUAGAGAAGCAAGGCAAGAAGUUGCUACACCUGCCGCAGUGGAUCUCGCGGCGCCACUCACGUGUUGCAUGCGUGCCAUGGUUAUCCAUCAUGGUCGCGGGCUAGGAACAGCUCCGAUUGGUCGGUUUUGUGGUCACGUGGUAUGGUAAUUGGGCUCCGGUGGGCGGGAAGGAGCGAACGAGGUCGUGGAGGAUCGCGAAAGUGGCGGAAGGAGAAGAGAGAAUAAGCAGCUGUCCACCGGGAGUCCUGUGCUCGUUGUAGCCCCGCUCUUUCCAUUUCUUUUCUCUUUUUCUCCCUCUCCUUCUUUCUCUCUUUUUCCUCCUUUCGAGAAAACGUCACCCCUUUUCGCAAGAGGCGGCGAGGUGUGGACGAUGGACCACAGCGCAGUGCGGUGCAGUGUCAGCUUGUGAGAAUGAUGAAUAUUAAUAUGAAAUGGUGCAUCGAAUCUGACGAACUGAUGCGGAGAGUCAGAUAAGAAGGCAGAAUCGCGAAGUGCGGUCGUUUCAGAUUUUUCCGAACUAUCGUGCGCGUGUGUGUGUUUUCCGCGAGAAAGUGCCCGACGAAUAUGAGUUCCUUCCUGAUGAAUCCGUCCGCCGCUGGUGGAUAUCAUCACCAUCAUCAGCAUCAGCAGCAGGCUGGAAAUCAUCACUUAGCCACCACUUCCGUCAUGGUCGAUCCCAAGUUUCCUCCUAGCGAAGAGUACAGCCAGAGUAAUUAUAUACCUUCGACCGGCGCGGACUUCUUCUCGAGCGGUAGCAGCGGUCACCACUUGAGCCAUCCGCAAUCUCAGCUACAGUACGGCUAUCAUCAGCAUCAUCAUCAGGCGGCAUCGACUCCUUACGGAGCUUCCUCGGCGGUACAAUUGAACGGAGGAUACGCGGGAUACGGCGGAUAUUACGGCCCUCAUCAUCCUCAUCACCAAGUGCACACGGUACACCAUCCCAGUCUGCAUCCUCAUCAUCACGCGGUGGGUGCUUUAGCGAUGCCGCCGGAAGCCCAGCAGCCGCCGCUCACGUGUCCGUCGUCGAUACAAAGUCAGCAGCAGCAACAGCAGCAACCGCAACACCAGCAACCAUCUGUACCUACGUCAACGAUUCUCGGAUCCACGCCUCUGUCGCCGUCUAUAAUGCAGAAUCACGUGCAACAGCCGGAUACCCUCCAGCAUCAUCAACAACAACACGAGAACAAUGCCUGCAGUCCGGCCGGCUCGGGUCAGUUGCACCGGGAUAAUUCGCCCGAUCUUCAGACGCAACAGUCAUUGUCUCAGCAAUCUCAACAUAUACAGGGUGGCCAACAGACCCCUCAACAACAACAACAGCAGCAACAUCAUGUGGAGGAUAGCUCGGAUCCAGAUGACAUAGAAGACGGUCAGAUGGAGAGUUCGCCGGGUAUAAUGGAGGAAGAAGAGGAAGAUGACGAGAACAGAGAACGCACUAUUUAUCCAUGGAUGAAAAAGAUUCAUGUUGCGGGCGUCGCGAACGGCUCGUAUACACCUGGAAUGGAGCCAAAGCGACAGAGAACUGCCUACACGAGGCAUCAGAUACUCGAACUGGAAAAGGAAUUCCACUUCAAUAGGUACCUGACGAGACGACGACGAAUCGAGAUUGCUCAUAACCUGGUCUUGUCGGAGCGACAGAUCAAAAUCUGGUUUCAGAACCGCCGUAUGAAAUGGAAGAAAGACAACAAGCUGCCAAAUACGAAGAACGUGCGCAGGAAGAACGCAAACGGCCAGGCACCGCCAGCAACGGCGAAGCCGGCGAAGACGUCGGGGACACGAGCAAAGUCCGGCACGGGUAACAAUAACAGCCAAAGGAAAAACAACAACUCACCCUCUAGCGGUAUGGAGAAUAGUCUGGACUCGAACAUCGGUCACGAUAUGGGCGAAGUUCAUGGGGUCAGCACCACUCUUCCUCCUCCCGUGGUUCACCCGAGCUUUCAAGGUCACCCUCAUUCUCUGGCUCAUCUCCAAGCGCAGCUGAGUCAUCAUCACGUGGGUGGAAUGAUGGACGGUCCGACGGGAGGACCGUUGGGACACAUAAGUUCCGGAAGUAUCAGUCCACUCGCUCCGGCUACCAGCCCUCCUGGAUUGUCGCAAGUAUCAGCUCCUGUACCGCCAUCGGGGAUAAAAUCCGAUUACGGUCUUACGCCUCUGUAACAUCCAUUCCGGAAGAUAUAUUCGAUGAUGUAACAUUUUCGAUAUUACACUGCUAUCCGCUGUCUUUUGUGUUCGAUCGGAUAUUUAUUGCAAAUGGUAUAAACGUAGUUUGAAUUCUUCUCAUUAGAUGGUGUGAACGAGAAAAAUGAUGAGGCGUUAUUAUUUUUACAUAAUUUAUUACAAUGAUUUAUUACAAUGGUUUAUUACAAUGAUGAUCCGUUAAUUUUGAUCUAAACUGCUAAGUUCAAAAUAGCCAAACUUUAAAGUUUAGUUGAGGCUAUUUUAAAGGAAAAAUAUAAGAAUAAUAUCUGAUUUUUCGUUACAAUGAGGAAAAUUUCUUUAAUUUUUGAAAACCAUGGAAGCUAGAUUUGAGAAAAACUUAUCGUAGCUGAGUAAAAAAGGGAACACAAUUCUACAGCAAAAGAAAUAAGGUAAUAAUGUCCGGAUGCAGUAUAGAAUAUAUAAGAGCGUCGUAUCUUAGACUGUUAACAAUAAAUUUGAUUAUCAAAAUGAAAAGAAAUUUUAUUCUUCCA
Messenger RNA from Camponotus floridanus (Florida carpenter ant), 3098 nucleotides. RefSeq names its product homeotic protein deformed (gene Dfd). Gene Ontology annotation, molecular function: DNA-binding transcription factor activity, RNA polymerase II-specific; RNA polymerase II cis-regulatory region sequence-specific DNA binding. Gene Ontology annotation, biological process: anterior/posterior pattern specification; regulation of transcription by RNA polymerase II. The transcript is spliced from 2 exons. The record is from RefSeq and is a predicted model, not a curated record. NCBI's taxonomy places the organism in Eukaryota, Metazoa, Arthropoda, Insecta, Hymenoptera, Formicidae. Gene Ontology annotation, cellular component: nucleus. The coding region runs from base 976 to 2565 and encodes 529 amino acids.